UUUGUUUUGGAUGGAGGCGCAAGCUUCCAUCAAGAGCAAAGUGGCGGCUAAAGAGGAACUAUCGAAGACGAAACCCUAAUAGGACUUUCGAGCCCUAGAAACCGGAGACGACGACGACGACGACGACGACAAAGAUAAACAAGAUGUUUCCUUGGAACAUUGCUAAGUCUGCAGACGCCAUGUUUUCUCGUUGGGCCAUCAAGCGCGUUUGCAAAUUCCUCUUGAAGAAGAAAUUGGGGCAAUUCAUCUUAGGAGACAUCGACCUUGAGCACCUCGACGUGCAGCUUGGUGCCGGCACUAUCCAGCUCAGCGACCUCGCUCUUAACGUUGAUUUCAUAAACCAGAAGUUGAGUGCAUCGACAGUCAUUGUAAAAGAAGGAUCAAUUGGUUCUCUGUUGGUUAAACUUCCUUGGAAGGGAGAAAGUUGUCGAAUUGAAGUGGAUGAACUUGAGCUUGUGCUUGGUCCACUUGUGGGAGACAAUGUUCUAGCUGGAGCUGAAACAAAUUUGUACAGUCAAGAUUGCAAGCAGUCUGGGAAUCAUGGCAUGGAAAGCCUUGAACAUGAAAUGGUCAACAAUGCUUCCACAUCUACUUCCCUUGAUGUACAUGAAGGAGUUAAGACCAUUGCCAAGAUGGUAAAAUGGUUGCUUACAAGCUUCAACGUAAAAAUAAGAAAACUAAUUGUUGCAUUUGAUCCCGGUUCAAGGGGAGAAAUGAAUGCAAGAUCUCAAACAACAUUAGUGCUUCGGGUUAUAGAAACAGAAUGUGGAACUGCUGUAAAUCCUGACAUAGAAGCUGAGAGCUUUCUUGGGAUGACUAGACUAACAAACUUCAUAAAGUUUAAGGGAGCAGUAGUUGAGCUUCUUCACAUGGAUGAUGUUGAUAAUCAGAUACAGCUUCAAUGUGCUUCAGGAAGCUGUCCUUCCAAUGUUACAACUCCAAUAUUGACAGGGGAAAGUGGUGGAUUCUCUGGGACCCUGAACCUGAGUAUACCUUGGAAGAAUGGAUCUUUGGAUAUUAGGAAAGUGGACGCUGAUGUUACUAUUGAACCUUUGGAGUUGAGAUUUCAGCCUAGUACCAUUAAAUGGAUAAUUUGCUUAUGGGAAUCUCUCAAGAAUUUGGGAACAGAUGGCAGGAGUCAUAUGAAUUAUAAGGCUAAAGACUCGACUUCCACUCCACCGUUUCAGGGUCAUUCUUCCACUUCCUUGGUGUCUGCUGCAGUAGCUACGGACAAGUUGAUGCCAACCAAUGAAAGUUUCCCGGGAGAUUUCUGCUAUGUAACAAGCCAAGAUACAGCAGCAGAGGCUUUGCUUCCUGGAUCAAAAGUUAUACCAGAUUGGGUGCCGUUGUCCACCAACAAAGACCAGGGAGAGAGAUCAGGAGCAGAAAUAGAUUAUGGGGCAAGCAUAGAUCAGUUUUUUGAAUGCUUUGAUGGACUGAGGAAUUCUCAGUCAGCAUUGGGCAACAGCGGUAUAUGGAAUUUGACUUGUUCUGUUUUCAGUGCAAUAACUGCUGCAUCCAGCCUUGCUUCUGGAUCAUUGAAUAUCCCUACUGAUCAGAAGCAUGUCGAGACAAACCUAAAGGCAACUGUUGCUGGGAUUUCUCUGAUACUUUCUUUCCAUGGUGAAGAGCAGAAGCAUGAAUGUGAUCACAAAAGUCUACACUAUCUAGGUGCUAAAUGUGGAGAUGUGGAUCUUUUUUUGCAGAAUUCUCCUCAAGAAAUGAAGUUCGAAGCAAUUGUGAAGCAUAUUGAGCUUGAUGAUUACUUCAAUCAAGGGAACGAGGCUGUGGGUUGUGGCUUUACUGAGAAUAGCAUUCACAAACAGAUUCUCUUCAUCCAGCAUCUUCAGGAAGAAGUUCAAGGUGCUCUCCCUCCAUUUCCUUUGGCUGCCAAUGAUCCUGUUACACAAAGAGCGGCUAGUAGCAUGAGUGGAAUUAAUUCUGGAACCAUCCUCAAGGAUGAUUUAGUCAAGGUUAAAUUGCUGAAAACUUCAAGUGUCGACCAUUUCCAUUUUACAGUGAAUUCAACUUACUCAAAUGACGGUCUGAAGGGUUCAGUGCAUUUCUCCGUGGAGCUUCCCCCAUUCAUUUUCUGGGUGAACUUUAAUUUGUUAAAUAUGAUUUUUGAUCUCUUGGAUCAAGUUGGAUUUUCUGAAACCAAUAACGCAGACAAAUGUUUUGGGACAAAGGAAUUUAGCGAGCAGCAUGACUCUUCAUGUCAUGGGGGCAUGAAAGAAGGUACUACUCCGUAUGUUACAACACUGCCUCAAAAAGGAAAUCUCCGAGGAAGUAUAUUAAUCCCCAAUGCAAGGAUUUUUUUAUGCUUCCCUUUUAAAUGUAAGGGGGAUUUUGGAUGCUACACUUCCUGGGAUCGGUUUAUUGCAAUUGACUUCUGUCCACGAGUGAGCAAGGAAAAAAUUCAAAAUGGAGGUCCGAAGGGAUAUUUUUCUGGGGCUUCUGGUUCCAUCCACUUGAAUUUUGGGAAUAUUUUUCUUUAUUUAAUCAAUUCUUGUAAAGAUGCUACUGGCAGUAACUCAUUUAUACAGAAGCAUGCCUUCUCUGCUCAGAAGGUUUUCUCUGUAACCAGCAGGAGAGGUCGUUAUCCUGGUGUUAUUAUGUCUUGGCAGGAGGGUCCUGUGACUGGUCCUUGGAUAGCGAAGAAAGCUCAGUCUUUAGCCACAGCCCAGUGUUCAAUGAGUAGAAAUAAAGUGAUGGAUUGUGGUUCUGAAUUUGCAUCUGUAACCACUUUGAAGGAUCUGGAGAAUACACAUUCUCAUACACGACAAGAGAUGAUUUUGAGCUCUGCAUUUUUCCUGCAUUUCGAUCUUACUUCUGUUUCAAUCCACCUUAACAGUUCUCAGUAUAAAGAUUUACAUUGCCUUCUAACUCAGGUUUUAGAUGGUUUAUCAUUUGUGGCCAGUGAUAACAGUGCUGCUCCGUGUGACACUCCAAGGAGAGAAGCUUCUGCUUCUCAAGUAUCGAUCCUUGCUGAAUGUGAUUCUGUUGAAAUACUAAUUGAUGUGGAUAGGGCGGAGGAUAUAAAAUCUUCAUUGCAGACGGAACUUCCAGGCUCCUGGCUUAGUUUAAAACUGAAAGUUCAAAGGUUUGAGUUGUUAUCUGUUUCAAAUAUUGGAGGAAUUAGUGGUGCCAAAUUUGUUUGGAUGGGUCACAAUGAAGGUGAACUGUGGGGUUCAAUCACAGGGGCUCCAUCUCAGGAGCUUCUGUUAAUCUCUUGUAGCAACACUACGAUUGGACGUGGUGAUGGAGAGGGUGCCAAUGUAUUAUCCUCAGGUUCUGCUGGUACUACUGUUGUGCACCUUUGGGAUCCACAUAGUUUCCAAUGUAUCACAUCUAUAACCAUCAGAAGCAGCACAAUAGUUGCACCGGGUGGUCGCUUGGAUUGGUUGAAUUCCAUAUCCUACUUUUUCAGCUUACCAUCUGAUGAGACAGAGCAAACACUCAAGGAAUCAUUUGAAGAUGACUCACCUUAUCAAACAACUUUUGCUUUUAACUUGGUAGAUGUUGCUUUGAGUUAUGAGCCCCACAUAAAAAAUUUGAUGACCAGUGAAGAGUUGGGAGAACUGUAUGUGGCAUGUCUGUUUGCUGCUGCUUCAUUGAAUAUUUCUAAUCAAACUGUGUCAAAUUCUAUGGACAAUGAUUACAAAAUUAGGGUGCAAGAUCUAGGGCUUCUUCUUUGUGCAUUAUCUGGAUCCGAGAAUGCCAAAAGCACCUAUAGUGUGGAACAUCUUCGCAAGAUGGGUUAUGUUAAAGUGGCUGGGGAGGCUCUUGUUGAAGCAACGUUGAGAACAAACUGUAAGAAUGGCCUCCUAUGGGAAGUAGAAUGUUCUGAAUCUCAUAUUAGCCUGGAGACCUGCCAUGACACAACAUCGGGUCUUCUUCGUUUGGUUGCUCAACUGCAGCAGCUUUUUGCACCUGAUGUGGAGGAAUCAGUUGUGCAUUUGCAGACUAGGUGGAAUAAUGUUCAGCUGGCACAUGAUAGGGAUGAGAUAAUUUCUGAGACAAUAAUCUCCAAUGGUGGUUCUGCCUCAUCACCACCUCAAAAUUAUGCUUCAAGUCUAGACUCAAACCGUGGUUCUUCUGUGGUGGGUCUGAUGGAUGAGAUAUGUGAGGAUGCAUUUAAUCUUAACAAGAUCAGGACAAGCACAUGUAAUACCUGUGGGUCACAAUUCUGUAUUUCUCUUGAUGGAGCUCUGCUUGGAGAUGGUUGUAAUUUAGAUAUCUGUCAUGCUCGAGAUUUAUCACAUAGUUUGUCCUUCAAUGAAUCAAUGUCUGGACUAGGAGUGGAAAGCACUCAUGCAUCAUCCUUACAGGGAGAAUGUUUUCCAGAAUUUAGAGAAGGCUAUUACUUAUCUGACUUAUGCCCUCUUUCGGAUUUAUCUACAAGCAACCAGUCAUUGCCUCAGAAUCUUGAACGCAAAUCAAGCAAUGCGGGACAAGAUAGUGGAAAUGGAAAUAGUGGAUGGUAUCAGGAUACCUCACUGAUAAUUUUAGAAAACCACAUUUCAGAUGCAAGUGACCAUCCUGAAGAAUAUAAAUUCGUAGGAGGUGAGCUUCCAUCUACGAGUUCUGAUGGACUCUGCAAGGCAAGGGGAAGAGUGCUUCUCAAGAAAAUUGAUGUGAGGUGGCGAAUGUAUGCCGGGACCGACUGGCAUGACUCAGGGAGGAGCGUUCAGCUUACCACGAAUACCACAAAUACAAGUGGAAGAGAUGCUACUGUUUGUUUAGAGAUUGAAUUAUGUAAGAUGGAUCUUCGGUAUGACAUGUUUCCUGAUGGUGAAAUAUCCAUGUCAAAACUUUCUCUUUCAGUUCAGGAUUUCCAUAUUUUUGAUAGCAGCAAGAAUGCGCCCUGGAAGUUGGUGUUAGGAGAUUAUCAUUCAAAGGAUCGUCCUAGAGAGUCAUCUGCCAAAGCAUUCAGGUUGGAUUUGGAAGCUGUCAGGCCAGAUCCUUUUACUCCUCUUGAGGAGUACCGGUUAAGCAUCGCAUUACUUCCUAUGCUAGUGCAUCUUCAUCAAGACCAACUUGAUUUUCUAAUCAACUUCUUUGGGGGUAAGGUAUCAUCAGUGGACCAGUCUCCGAAUAUGGCUCAGGAUUUUGAUGGGUCAAGAAUAUCUCCAGAGAAAACUAGUCGCUUUGGAGGCCGUGCUAUUGCAGAGGAGGCAUUGCUUCCUUAUUUCCAGAAAUUUGACAUAUUGCCAGUUCUUGUUCGGGUAGACUAUAGUCCCUGCCGAGUUGAUCUAGCAGCAUUACGAAGUGGGAGAUAUGUAGAACUUGUUAACCUGGUUCCCUGGAAGGGGAUUGAGCUACAUCUAAAGCAUGUCCAUGCUGUUGGUGUAUAUGGCUGGAACAGAGUCUGUGAAACCAUAGUGGGGGAAUGGUUGGAAGAUAUUUCUCAAAACCAGAUUCAUAAAUUUUUGAAAGGCAUUCCUACGGUACGGUCAUUGCUUGCUGUUGGUUCUGGUGCCACUAAGCUGGUUUCUUUGCCAGUCAAGAACUACAAGAAGGAUCACAGAUUACUCAAGGGAAUGCAAAGAGGUGCAAUUGCAUUUCUUAGAAGUAUUUCACUUGAAGCUGUUGGACUAGGAGUACAUUUGGCUGCUGGAGCACAUGACAUCCUACUCCAGACGGAAUAUAUUCUCACAAGUAUUCCCCCUUCUGCACCUUUGUCUAUGAGAAGCAGACUUAAGUCAAAUAUAAGAUCUAAUCAGCCCAAAGAUGCCCAACAAGGAAUCCAACAGGCUUAUGAGAGUCUCAGUGAUGGCCUGGAGAAAACAGCUUCAGCUCUUGUUGGAACUCCCCUGAAGACAUAUCAACGUGGUGCUGGUGCUGGAUCAGCAUUGGCCAGUGCUGUCUGUGCAGCUCCUGGAGCUGCAAUAGCUCCUGCUACUGCUGCUGCUGGUGCAGUUCAUUAUGCCCUUCUUGGAGUGAGAAAUAGCCUUGAUCCUGAACAUAAAAAAGAAUCAAUUGAGAAAUACUUGGGUCCCACGCAACCUCGAGAACACAGCUAAUGGUGCAGUGGCUGCUUGAAGGAGUUUUUUUAAUGCAACACACAGGAUUAAGAGCAGUUAGAACUUAUCAAAGAAUACUUGGUGGUUGCUGGUGCCAACACCCUGUAACAUGUGUACAUUUACAUUGAACAGAUUCUUUACAGUCCGGAAUAAGAUAGUAAGUUGUACAAAAUGUAAAUAGUAACUGUUAAUUAGUUUGAUCACAUGCAGCCGAGUCUUGUAAUUAUGAUGAUUCAACUGGCUUGUAUGUAGUAUGCCACUAGUCAUAUUCUUUGAAAGCCUCAAUUAUAAUGUUUGCAUCUCCUGUUGUAAUAAAAUCAUCUAAGCGUCAUGCACGACCUGAUGAUACUUCGUUUUGUUGGU
Telopea speciosissima is the source of this 6389-nucleotide messenger RNA. Its product is annotated as autophagy-related protein 2. The coding region runs from base 144 to 6026 and encodes 1960 amino acids. Gene Ontology annotation, cellular component: extrinsic component of membrane; phagophore assembly site. The record is from RefSeq and is a predicted model, not a curated record. Gene Ontology annotation, biological process: autophagosome assembly; autophagy of mitochondrion; piecemeal microautophagy of the nucleus. The transcript is spliced from 15 exons. Gene Ontology annotation, molecular function: phosphatidylinositol-3-phosphate binding. NCBI's taxonomy places the organism in Eukaryota, Viridiplantae, Streptophyta, Magnoliopsida, Proteales, Proteaceae.